This is a messenger RNA of Monopterus albus (swamp eel), 3269 nucleotides long. RefSeq names its product frizzled class receptor 3a (gene fzd3a). NCBI's taxonomy places the organism in Eukaryota, Metazoa, Chordata, Actinopteri, Synbranchiformes, Synbranchidae. Gene Ontology annotation, biological process: non-canonical Wnt signaling pathway; canonical Wnt signaling pathway. Bases 396 to 2555 code for a protein of 719 amino acids. Gene Ontology annotation, cellular component: plasma membrane. Gene Ontology annotation, molecular function: Wnt-protein binding; Wnt receptor activity. The transcript has 9 exons. The record is from RefSeq and is a predicted model, not a curated record.
GGGCGGGGGCGGAGGACAGAGAGGAGGGUAGAGAGGAGGGUGCUGGAGGACGGGUGUGCACUCAUUGUUACCAAGUCGAGGAGCGGCGGAGAUAUCGUCUGUACACGUGAAUGUUUGGCACAACAUUCAGAUAGCAGACUGAGCAUCUCCAGGCGUGGUUGCCAUUGAUAUUUCUUGGAAUCAUCUUUGUAGUCUGCUGAGCCAAGAGAGGCAGGAUUGAUAGCCAUUUGGUCACAGCACCCUCAGGUGACACACUGCUACCAGACUCGCCAUGGUGAUGGAUGCAGCCAGCUUCAGGAAUGGCUGUGUUGGACUGUGUUGCUCAACCCCAACUGUUUCUCUGUGAUCAGACCAGUAAACAGUCCUUACGUCUAGCCAGCUCCCCUUCCUGGUGAAUGAGCCAGAUGCUGACAAGGCUUGGCCCCUCUUUCUCAGCAGUCGUCCUCUGCUCCUUUCGUCUCUCCCCUCCACCAGUCAUGGAUCUCCUGUGGGUGCUGUCCGUGUCCAUGCUAACAGCGUGUGUUGCCAUCCCCAUGGACGCGGCAGCAGGGAGCCACAGCCUGUUCACCUGCGAACCCAUCACCCUGCGCAUGUGUCAGGGCCUGCCCUACAACUCCACCUUCAUGCCCAACAUACUGAACCACUACGACCAGCAAACCGCUGCUCUUGCCAUGGAGCCCUUCCAUCCCAUGGUGAACCUGCAGUGCUCUCCAGACCUCCGGAUGUUCCUGUGUGCUCUCUACGCCCCAGUGUGUACCGAGUAUGGGCGGAUGACUCUGCCCUGUCGCCGCCUCUGUCUGCAGGCCAAGAGCGAUUGCUACAAGCUAAUGGACAUGUUUGGUGUCAGCUGGCCAGAGGAGAUGGACUGCAACAGGUUCCCAGACUGUGACAAGCCCUAUCCCCGUCCUGUAGACCUCCUGUCCAGCUCGGACACAACCGAAUCCCCCAUCUCCGUCCAGAGAGACUACGGCUUCUGGUGUCCAAGAGAACUCAAAAUUGACCCUGAGCUCGGCUACUCUUUCAUGGGGGUUCGGGACUGCUCGCCCCCUUGUCCCAACAUGUACUUCACACGCGAGGAGCUGAUGUUUGCCCGUUACUUCAUCGGGGUGGUGUCCAUCGUAUGCCUGUCUGCCACUCUCUUCACCUUCCUGACUUUCCUCAUCGACGUGUCACGCUUCCGCUACCCAGAACGCCCGAUUAUAUUUUACGCUGUGUGCUACAUGAUGGUGUCCCUGGUGUUCUUCCUGGGGUUCCUGUUGGAGGACAAAGUCUCCUGUAAUGCAGCAAGUCCAGGGAGGUUUAGGGCUUCAACAGUGACUCAAGGCUCCCAUAAUAAGGCCUGCACGCUCCUCUUCAUGGUGCUGUAUUUCUUCACCAUGGCCGGCAGUGUCUGGUGGGUCAUUCUGACCAUCACCUGGUUCCUGGCUGCUGUUCCCAAGUGGGGCAGCGAAGCUAUAGAGAAGAAAGCCCUCCUCUUCCACGCCUGUGCCUGGGGCAUCCCUGGCGUCCUCACCGUCACCUUGCUUGCCAUGAACAAAAUCGAAGGGGACAAUGUUAGUGGCGUUUGCUUUGUGGGCCUCUACAACUUGAUGGCGCUGCGUUGGUUCCUACUAGUCCCACUGGGACUGGAUGUAGUGGUGGGCGUGGCUCUGCUACUAGCAGGUAUUGCAGCACUAAACCGGGUCCGCAUGGAAAUCCCACUAGAGAAGGAGAACCAGGAGAAACUGGUGAAGUUCAUGAUUCGCAUCGGUGUGUUCUCCGUCCUCUACCUGGCCCCUCUGCUGACUGUCCUGGGCUGCUACCUUUAUGAGAGCAGCUACAGAGCCGUGUGGGAGACGACCUGGGUCCAGGAGAGGUGCAGAGACUACCACAUCCCCUGUCCCUACCAGGUGGAGAGUACAAGUCGUCCUGACCUGGUCUUGUUCCUGAUCAAGUACCUGAUGAUGCUGAUUGUGGGCAUCCCCUCAGUGUUCUGGGUGGGCAGUAAGAAGACCUGCUUCGAGUGGGCCAGCUUCUUCCACGGCAAGAGACGCAAAGAUGCUGCUGUCAAUGAGAGCAGACAGGUACUCCAGGAGCCCGACUUCACCCAGUUGCUCUUCAGGGACCCCAACACACCCAUUGUGAGGAAGUCCCGGGGCACGUCCACCCAGGGGACCUCCACCCACGCCUCCUCUACACACCUGGCUAUGCUAGAUGAACCGCCUAGUGCCAGCACCAGCCGGGCUGGCUCUGUGCGCAGCGCACGCUCCAAGAUGAGCAGCUACCACGGCAGCCUGCACCGCCCCAGAGACGGAAGAUACACGGCCUCCAGUUUCCGGGCUGCAGAUAAGCGGCUGCCCUACGGCAGCAUGCCUCGCCUCGAUGACCAGUCACAGUCCAGACACUGCAGCACCAACCGCCUGGACAGCCUCUCACGGCAGGGCUCCACCCAGCAGCUGGAGAGCCAGUCACGGCACAGCAGUGUCAGAGACCUGAACAGUGCCACCCAGGCUGUUCUCUGUAUGCGUGGAAAUGGGAUUCACAGAGUCCUGGAGGAAGACGGAGCUACAGCUUGAACUGAAGCUCAACCUUCAGAAGGUGGGACUGGACGGGUGGAAUCCAGAGUAGGAAAGAUGACUCUCUUAUUAGAAAGCUGACAAAUGGAUCCACUGUUCUCCAGCCGUAAGAGUAGAGACAACUGUGGCUUGAAUUUGGGAGCCCAGAACUGAAUCACAAACUUACUGUCCAGUUUACCGAUGAAGGCAGAGAGCAACGUCUACGUUGAACGGAGGGCACUGUGUCUGGAUUUUUGCCUUAAAAUGUCCUGGCAGCUUUAUGGAAGCUACAGGCAAAACCCCCCCCCCACCAACAAAACUAAACCCUGCCUUCUGCCUGUGUGUUUAGACAGGACACAAAGUGAAUUUCAAAGGCAGUGCGCCUGCAAAAUGUGAAUACUCAGUGCGGAUGGAGAAUGAAGGCAAAGGUACAUCUGCAGCAUUUGAAAAUAUUUCAACAUGAGUGAGGGAUUUGCACAGAACCCUGGGUUUCUGAAAUUGUGUCAAACUUAAAAAAAGGUGAGAGACGGUUCAUCGAGUUCUGCUUUCUGUCCAAACACACCUUUCCAAUUUGAUCAUGUGCCAAAUUAGAGCAAAUUCUGAAUAGUCUGUCCUGUUUGUGACCUAUAUAGCUACUGUAGUGUUAGACCAACAAGUCCUCUAGUGGCUAAAGCUGUGCAUAGAUGUACAAAGUGAACUUUGGUUGUUCAUUUGUAAUAAAGUCUUUUAUAAGGA